This is a messenger RNA of Quercus robur (English oak), 1921 nucleotides long. RefSeq lists its product as uncharacterized. The transcript has a single exon. The record is from RefSeq and is a predicted model, not a curated record. The coding region runs from base 595 to 1350 and encodes 251 amino acids. NCBI's taxonomy places the organism in Eukaryota, Viridiplantae, Streptophyta, Magnoliopsida, Fagales, Fagaceae.
CAUUUUGAUCAUGUUUGUCAUUGUCGAAUAGUCUCCGUCCACGUCAGCAGCAAGCCAACCUCUUCCAAGUUUCAACAGAAGCAGCAGAAAAACUUGGCAGUUUUAACUACGAACCUCAAAUGAGGCCGGCUUUUGUUGCUUUAAACUCUCCCACUCCCUCAAACACACAAGGCUAAGUCUUUGUGUCUCCGGCCUAUAUCAGAUUCUCUUUGUUAGUUUAUCAGUCUCAAUCACCAACUCGAUUACACACUUUAAUCAUAUUUUUUUCUUCCUAGGCUAGGACCAUAGGUUUCUGAGAUUUUCAAGUUUUUUCCAGCCUUGGAAAUUGGAAUUAAUGUUCCAUGAUGUCAAUCGUUCUCUAGAAUUCAAAGUUCAUUAUGGUGUUCUUUUGUGACUGCUGAGACUUUUAAUUGUGAGCUUUGUUAGGUUUGAAUCUUUUUAAUGCUUCUUUUGUUGCAGAUAAAACGUCAAAGUUUUCAUUAACUUUUUGUGAUUUCACUCCAAAGUACAAACGUGUGUUUAUGUGACAGUUUUUUGAAAUUCAGACUAUUGGGUUUCAGUCAUUGUUUUUGCUUUCUUCCAAGGUUUUCAGAAAUGGCUGUUGACCUCUACUCUGAAAGUUCUAACAUGGGUACUAGUCCUAGAAUUUCAUUUUCUCAUGAUUUUUGCCAAUCAGAUAAUAUAAUACCUGUUGAACAACACCCUCUCCGAUCAAACUCAACUGGUUUGAGUUCUGGUAUAGAUUUUGACUUCUGUGUUCGUGAGAGUUUCGAGCAAGAAUCUUCGUCUGCAGAUGAGCUUUUCUCUGAUGGGAAAAUUGUUCCUGCCGAAAUCAAGAAAAAGGUCACUCGCACAAAGCAAAUAGAUCAGUAUGUGUCUCAUCCACCGUUGCCACCGCCACGUAGUACGAGUGAUACUAGUACUACAAAGCAAGAGAGCUCCAAAGAAAGCAAGGGAUCGAGUAAUGAAGCCGAUGGGAAGCAAAGUUCUAAGUCCUUUUGGCGGUUCAAGCGAAGUAGCAGCUCUGGUAGUGGAUAUGGAAGGAGCUUAUGCCCUUUGCCACCACUUUUAUCAAGGAGCAAUUCAACCGGGUCUGUACCAAAUGCUAAGCGAGCCCCAUUAUCCAAUGAUGGUUCAAAUUCUAAGCAGAGUUCUCACAAACAUUCAUCAAUGAAAGCAUCACAAUCUUCAGCUUCAUCUAGUUACUUAAAGCCUCCAUUGAAGAAAGGUAGUCAUGGAUCUUAUGGAAAUGGUGUUCCGAUUAGUCCUGUUUUAAAUGUUCAUUCAGCGAAUCUAUUUGGAUUAGGAUCAAUGUUCUCGAGUGGCAAAGAUAAGAAUAAGAAAAAGUGAUUGACUUUUGCUGUAAUGAGAUAAUAAUUCAUGUCUAAUUUGCAAUUAUUGUGGAUUGAGUCUUUUUUUUACUAGAUGUUUCUUGAUAUUCCAUGUGAUUAAGAAGUUAUAAUAUGUUUGGAAAGUGGAAGAGUAAAGGGUUUGUUUGUAUCAAGAAGACAAAGAGAUAAAGAGGUGCUUGAAGGAAGGGACAAGGAAUGGCAUAAUUCAAAGGCACAUGCUUUGGACACAAGAUGACAGGUAACCGUUGCUUUCAUGGCUGUCCCAUGUUGUUCUUCUUUAUAUGCUUUUGGUCUUUGCUCACACAUGGUGCACAUAAUUUGAUUUUAGUUCUCUUAUCUCUUACUCUUUUACAGAAAGAGUAAAGAGACUAAGAGUAGGUUGGUUUAUUACUUUUUUUUUUGCUAAAUAGAUUAGGUAGUUGGUUGAUGGUUGUUGAUGUAUGUGAGUGAAGUUUGAAAUUUUCUUUGAAUUAUUGAUUGGGAGAGCUUAUGAAUUGCUUUUUCAUCUCUGUUGUACUUGUUUGAAAACUGAUCAAUGUAUUAAAGAUAAGGAACUUUUUCCUGACUGA